UGACAGAGUUUAUCUUCAUAUCGAGGAAGGAAAAAGUCAACAUUUUUGUUCUACCUUAAUUGCGUCAAAUCGAGUCCAUGAAACACUUUUAAUUAAAGGAAAACUGUUGAUCGCUCAAAGCUAUAAAAAUUACAUGAAUUUAUUUUUACGAAAGUGACUUGUGUGUCAGUAUCAAACCAUCAAGAAAGUGGAAUUUAAAUGCGUCAAAAUGUUGAAAUACGAAUCGUGUCCUAGGGUUGGCGUUCAAAACAACUUAGAAUGGUGUAGGUCGGCUCAAACCUAUAAAAAAAUCCGCCCAGUUUCAAGUUUCCCCAAAUCCCGAGGUGGAUUGUCUCUCAUCGAAAGUUUUUUUUUCGACCCUGUGAGAUGCUGAUUACCUGGAAAGAUGCUAGUCAAUUAUCCACUUUAGUUUCACCCCCAGGAACCAAUGCAACCCUCAUCCAAGGGGAACCCCCGUGUUCCAAAUUCAUCACCUCUUCGGCCAUUCACGCCCCCGGAUUUGCAUUCAAUUCCGCAUAUGGAUGGUUCGCCUUUACCAAGUCCUCGUAACAAAACCGGCUCUGAAAAUAGCCAAAAUUCCGGACCCUACAUUGUCGGCAGUCCCAUCGAUUUAGGCGAAAUCGACAAUGUCGACAACAUCAGUCUGUCGCUCUCUCAUAAAAAUCCAAGAAAACCCCUCGAGAAGAUAAAAAACCAGGAGACUGAGAUUGCCCAACUGCGCUCGGAAAUCGAAGAAAGUCGAACCGAACACGAUAUGCCUCGAUCAGGAGAUGAGGAGCUUCCCCACGAGCAAGAAUUGGAGGAACGAGUCGUUUUUGUGAAUGUUCUUCACCAGCCAGCCAAAUAUCGAAACAAUCACAUCACCACCGCAAAGUAUUCUCUUCUGUCCUUUAUUCCUUCGUUUCUCUUCGAACAAUUUCGCCGAUACAGCAACUGCUUCUUCCUCUUUAUCGCUCUGAUGCAACAAAUCCCGGAUGUCUCUCCAACCGGGCGAUACACAACCCUCGUGCCUUUGAUUUUCAUCCUUUCUGUCUCGGCAAUCAAGGAAAUUGUCGAGGACAUCAAAAGACACCGAGCUGACGAUGAGAUUAAUAUGAGGGAAGUGGAAGUUUUACGAGAGGGAAGAUGGCAGUGGGUUGAGUGGAGAAAUGUGGCUGUUGGUGAUGUUGUCAAAGUACAGAACAAUACUUUCUUCCCCGCGGAUUUGAUUCUUCUUUCUUCCUCGGAACCCCAGGGAAUCUCGUUCAUCGAAACUGCAAAUCUCGACGGAGAAACAAAUCUGAAAAUCCGACAAGCUCAUACCGAAACUGCGAAUCUGUUGGACACCGCAGAGUUGAUGAACUUUCGGGCGAAUAUUCAGUGUGAGGCACCUAAUAGACAUCUCUACGAAUUCAAUGGUGUUCUGAGAGAGACCAACAAGCAGAGCAUACCUCUGGGUCCCGAUCAACUGUUGCUCCGAGGCGCGAUGCUACGAAAUACAAAGUGGGCUUUUGGAGUUGUCAUUUACACCGGACAUGACACGAAACUGAUGCAAAAUAAUACGAGCACUGCCCCGCUGAAGAGGUCCACCCUCGACAGAAUGACCAACACCCAAAUUCUGAUGCUAUUCUUCAUUUUGUUGUUCCUCUGUCUCCUCUCGGCGGUUUUCAAUGUCGUUUGGAUGAAGGCGAACAAGGACGGACUCUGGUAUUUGGGACUGAAUGAAGCAAUGUCGAAGAAUUUUGCAUUCAAUUUGCUCACCUUCAUCAUCCUGUUUAACAAUCUGAUCCCGAUUUCGCUCCAAGUGACGCUGGAGGUUGUCAGAUUUGUUCAGGCGACUUUUAUCAACAUGGACAUCGAAAUGUAUCAUCCCGAGUCGGACACGCCGGCGAUGGCGAGGACGAGUAAUUUGAACGAGGAACUGGGAAUGGUUGGAUAUGUGUUCACUGAUAAAACUGGAACUUUGACCAAGAAUAUAAUGGAAUUCAAGCGGUGUACUGUUUCGGGGAAGGUUUACGAUUUGCCCGAUGCGACUCCUCUCGGCGAGAACGGAAUUGUGCCAACUGGAUCCACUAAUGAAGCUUUAUCUAAUAAUGCAGGAUCGGCAAAUGUGGAGAGUCUGCUCGUGAAAGAUAUUCUCCAGGGGAGGAAAAGUAGCGAUAGAAAUCGCGCAAAGCAUGCAGCAAUUUUGCACGAAUUUAUGAUAAUGUUGUCUGCUUGUCAUACCGUUAUUCCGGAGAAGAUUGACGAUGAAAUUAUUUAUCAUGCGGCUUCGCCGGAUGAGCGAGCUUUGGUGGAUGGGGCCAGAAAAUUUGGGUAUAUUUUUGAUACUCGAACACCAUCUUAUGUCGAGAUUAUCGCUCUCGGCGAAAGACAGAGAUAUGAGGUUUUGAAUGUGAUUGAAUUCACUUCGGCGAGGAAGAGGAUGUCACUGAUUUUGAGGACGCCUGAGGGAAAGAUCAAGCUUUAUUGUAAAGGGGCCGAUUCUGUGAUUUAUGAAAGAUUGGCUACGACUCCUACGGGAGACAGUGACAUUGAACCGGAGGGAUUUGAUGACUUUAGAGAUAUUACGCUUGAGCAUUUGGAAUCGUUUGCUACUGAAGGAUUGAGGACACUGUGUUUUGCUGUUGCUGAUAUUCCUGAGAAUAGAUACCAGUGGUGGCGAGAGCUCUACCACAAGGCCGCGACCAGCAUGACCAAUCGAGAGUCAAAACUCGAGGACGCGGCAAACCUGAUUGAAAACAAACUGACCCUCCUCGGUGCAACCGCAAUCGAGGAUCAACUCCAAGACCAAGUACCCGAAACGAUUCAGGCUCUCAUCCAAGCCGACAUAAAAGUCUGGGUCCUGACAGGCGACAAGCAGGAAACCGCGAUCAAUAUCGGCUACUCCUGCAAGCUGAUAACCCACUCGAUGCCGCUGAUCAUCAUUAACGAGCCCUCGCUCGACAAGACCCGGGAGACGAUUGUCCAGCACUGUCACGACUUUGGACAGGACUUGAAACACCAGAACGACGUGGGCCUCGUCAUCGACGGCAAGAGUCUCAAGCACGCCCUCUCCUGCGACCUCAGACGCGACUUUGUCGAUCUCUGCACUUCCUGCAAGGUUGUCAUUUGCUGCCGAGUCUCGCCGAUGCAGAAAGCCGAGGUCGUCGAUCUGAUAACGACGAGCACUCACGCGGUCACUCUGGCCAUCGGGGACGGAGCGAAUGACGUGGCGAUGAUUCAGAAGGCGCACAUUGGUGUUGGCAUCUCGGGCGUUGAGGGUCUUCAAGCUGCCUGCGCCUCCGAUUACUCGAUUGCUCAGUUCCGCUUCCUGAAACGACUGCUCUUCGUCCAUGGCUCCUGGAACUACAGUCGAAUGUGCAAAUUGAUUUUGUACUCCUUCUACAAGAACAUCUGCCUCUAUGUGAUCGAGCUCUGGUUCGCGAUUUACUCCGGCUGGUCCGGGCAGAUCUUGUUCGAGAGAUGGUCAAUCGGAUUGUACAAUGUCGUCUUCACGGCAGCACCGCCCUUAGCAAUGGGACUUUUUGAUAAAGUCUGCUCGGCGGAGACACAUCUGGCUCAUCCCAGAUUGUACGCGACGAAAAACGACAGCGAAAGUGCUUUCAACAUCAAGGUCUUCUGGAUCUGGAUAAUCAAUGCCUUGAUCCACUCGUCCCUGCUUUACUGGUUGCCACUCUUGGCACUCAGGCAGGACGUGAUUUGGAUGAACGGGAGGGACGGAGGAUAUCUCGUUUUAGGAAAUAUUGUCUACACGUACGUGGUGGUUACGGUUUGCGGAAAAGCCGGCUUAAUCACGAAUUCUUGGACCUGGGUGACGCAUCUCGCCACCUGGGGAUCAAUUAUUCUCUGGUUUUUGUUCGUCCUGAUCUACAGCAACUUCUGGCCGACUUUCAAUGUCGGAGCGGUGAUGCUCGGCAAUGACCGGAUGUUGUACUCGUCGCCCGUCUUCUGGCUGGGUCUGGUACUGAUUCCGUCCGCGGUUUUGAUGCUCGAUGUCACGGUCAAAGCGGUCAAGAACACAAUGUGGAAAUCACUGGCGGAAGCGGCGCGGGAACAGGAGAUUAUCAAGUCGGACUUGAGGGACGUCUUUCAGAAUCAGGACUACAAGAGUUCGCUCACGGAGACGGCGAGGUUGUUGAAGAAUGUUAAGAACGUUUUUACGAGACGGCCUAAUGCUGCCUCGACGGCCAAUAUCGAGGUGGAAUUGUCACAUGGGUUUGCUUUCUCGCAAGAGGAAGGUGGAACUGUCACCCAGACGGAUGUUAUCAGAGCUUAUGAUACCAAUCUUCCGAAACCGGGAGGAAUGUAAAUUGUGGGGGGGGGGGACUUGUGUAAUAUGAGUGGUUGGAAACAAAUUUUGUUGGAAAUAUAAAAUGUAUGGAGCAAAAAAAAUAUUGUGGACAAGUACCAUUUCCUUAUCACUACAUUUUUUAUGAAAAUCAAAGAUAUAUAUUGAUACUCAUUUGUCCUUGAUGACAAAACGUAUUGUAUAUCCUCCUCCUCCUCCUCUUCAUCCUUCUCUUCCUCCUCCUUCUCUUCAUCCUCUCCCUCCUCCUCCUCAUAGAAUCAAUAAUGACAUUACACAAAUAGAUUUAAAUUUACUUAUAGGAGAAGUAUUUCUGGAUUUUCAUAAAACUUUAGUUGAAUGAUGAGGGCACCAGUGCGCAAAUAUUUGGGCCCCAGACGUUUUGAAUUUCCAAAAAUAAAAAUUAUCGACCACCCCUAGUAUUUAAUACAGUGCCCAUUUAAAAACUAAAUAUUUUUUUCGUUAAGUCCUUCCUUUUCCUAAUCUAUACAUUUUAGGAAAAUAAUUAAGCCCUAU
Belonocnema kinseyi is the source of this 4804-nucleotide messenger RNA. It is a transcript of the gene ATP8A, whose product is annotated as probable phospholipid-transporting ATPase IA. Gene Ontology annotation, molecular function: ATP hydrolysis activity; magnesium ion binding; ATP binding. Bases 428 to 4291 code for a protein of 1287 amino acids. The transcript is spliced from 5 exons. Lineage: Eukaryota; Metazoa; Arthropoda; Insecta; Hymenoptera; Cynipidae. Gene Ontology annotation, cellular component: plasma membrane. The record is from RefSeq and is a predicted model, not a curated record. Gene Ontology annotation, biological process: phospholipid translocation.